UUGAGUUAGUUUGGUAUAUUUCUUUCUCAACACACAACCAUGGACCAUUUUCCUUCAGCCUGGGGCAAGCCUCGUAACGAAGCCGUCGACCAGUACAACACCGUACCCCUCACCCGCACUCUUCCUGAUGCUGCUGUUCAGGCAGCUCUUGGUCCUACCACCAGAACACAGGCUCCUCUUGUAACAGGUACAUCUGUCAUCGCAUUCAAAUACAAGGAUGGUAUUAUGAUGGCAGCCGAUAUGCUUGGUUCAUAUGGCUCUCUCUCUCGUUUCCGCGACAUUGAAAGAUUACAUCCUGUUGGAGACCACACCAUUGUUGGUGCUUCGGGCGAUUUGUCCGAUUACCAAUACAUCGAACAUCUUUUGGAUUCUUUGAUGAUCAAGGAACAUUGUGCAGAUGAUGGACAUGUGUUGGGUACUCCUCACAUUUAUGAAUACCUUUGGAGAGUUCUUUACAACAGACGAUCUAAGUUCAACCCUCUCUGGAACUCGCUUGUUGUGGGCGGUCUUCACAAGGGAGAAAAGUUCCUUGGAUACGUUGAUUUGAGAGGUACUACCUACCAAUCAACCACUAUUGCUACUGGUUUUGGUGCUCAUUUGGCACAGCCUAUCUUGAGAAAGAGAGUGGAGGGCAGAGAAGAUGAGAUCACUGAACAAGAAGCAGUUGAGAUCGUCAAUGAUUGUAUGCGUGUAUUGUUCUACAGAGAUGCACGAUCAAUGAACAAGUUCCAAAGAGCAAAGAUCACAGAAGCUGGUACCGAGGUUACCGAGCCUUAUAGUGUUGAGACAGAAUGGUCUUUUGCAGAGUCCAUCAGAGGCUAUGGAGCCUAAAAUUAUCUUUUUAUUUGGUCAAUUAUAUAUCUACAUCUCUUCUCUUUGUGUAUGUGUGUAUACGUCCGUGUGUGUGCGUGUGCAUGUAUUUUGAAGACACAAUAAAAAUCAUAUUGGUCUCUAACUGUUAUAAGUAUG
Phycomyces blakesleeanus NRRL 1555(-) is the source of this 969-nucleotide messenger RNA. RefSeq lists its product as hypothetical. The record is from RefSeq and is a predicted model, not a curated record. NCBI's taxonomy places the organism in Eukaryota, Fungi, Mucoromycota, Mucoromycetes, Mucorales, Phycomycetaceae. The transcript has 6 exons. Gene Ontology annotation, cellular component: proteasome core complex. The coding region runs from base 40 to 831 and encodes 263 amino acids.